CCGGGAGAGGGAGUGGCUACGGCGGGCCGCGAGGUGCAGCGUUAAUCCCGAGAACAGAAGGAAGGGCCAGGGAGGCGCCGUUGGUUCCGUUCCUUUGCGCCAAACCGGUCUGGCGCUACCUCUUGGUCCCUGUCCCGAGUCCCCAGUGCGGAGCUCCCGCGUCACCCUCCCCUUGAGGCUCGCAGGUGGCGGCUGCCACCCCUCGCGGAAGUGAGGGGCGCGCCCCUCCUGGGCCCUGCGGACCCCGAGCCUCCAUGGGCCGGACCCGGAAGGCCAAUGUGUGCCGCAGGCUGAGUCGCCGGGCUCUGGGCUUCUAUGCACGCGACGCGGGCGUGGUGCAGAGGACGAACCUGGGCAUCCUGCGGGCGCUGGUGUGCCAGGAGAGUACUAAAUUUAAGAAUGUUUGGACAACUCAUUCCAAGUCACCUAUAGCCUAUGAGAGAGGAAGAAUAUAUUUUGACAAUUACCGGUGCUGUGUCAGCAGUGUUGCAUCAGAGCCAAGAAAACUUUAUGAAAUGCCAAAAUGUUCCAAAUUAGAAAAAAUUGAGGAUGCUUUAUUAUGGGAAUGCCCAGUGGGAGAAAUACUUCCUGACCCAUCAGACUAUAAGUCCUCCCUCAUAGCGCUGACUGCUCAUAACUGGCUGCUUCGUAUCUCAGCAACUACAGGGGAAAUCCUGGAGAAAAUAUACCUUGCUUCCUAUUGCAAAUUCAGGUACCUGAGCUGGGACACUCCUCAAGAGGUCAUUGCAGUGAAGUCGGCUCAGAACAAAGGCUCCGCGGUGGCCCAGCAGGCAGGCACUCAGCCUCCUGUUCUGUUGUACCUCGCAGUGUUCCGGGUUCUGCCCUUCUCACUUGUAGGGAUCCUAGAGAUCAACAAAAGGGUAAACCAAGCUAGCCUUGGGUUCAGAGAUCCACCAGUUUCUGCCUCCGAAGUGAUGGAAUUAAAGGGGUGCUCCACCAUACUGCAGGUUUUCCAGAAUGUCACCGAUGCCACCUUGUCACAUGGAAUCCUGAUUGUGAUGUACAGCUCAGGACUAGUAAGGCUCUACAGCUUCCAAGCCAUCAUUGAGCAGUUCAUGCAACAGAAACUUGACUUAGGGUGUGCAUGCAGUCAGGGCGGGACUACUGGGACUGUAGGAGAGGCUCCUUUUGGCAUUCCUUGUAAUGUUAAAAUCACAGACUCACCACCUCCACUCUUUGAAGUUUCAUCUCUGGAGAACGCAUUUCAGAUUGGAGGCCAUCCUUGGCACUACAUCAUCACGCCUAAUAAGAAGAAACAGAAGGGAGUUUUCCAUAUUUGUGCCCUAAAAGAUAAUUCCUUGGCAAAAAAUGGAAUACAAGAAAUGGAAUGUUGUUCACUAGAAUCUGACUGGAUCUAUUUCCACCCUGAUGCUUCUGGAAGAAUAAUACAUGUUGGCCCUAACCAAGUCAAAGUCUUGAAGCUAAGUGAGGUAGAAAAUAAUAGUUCUCAGCAUCAGAUCGCUGAAGAUUUUGUCAUUUGGGCCAAUAGAGAAGACAGAAAGGAAAACUUAAUCACCGUUACAGCUUCUGGACGAGUGGUGAAAAGAAAUGUCAGCCUUCUGGAUGAUGACCCAGAACAAGAGACUUUCAAAAUCGUGGACUAUGAAGAUGAGCUGGACUUGCUUUCCGUGGUAGCUGUCACUCAAAUAGAUGCUGAGGGAAAAGCUCACCUGGAUUUCCACUGUAAUGAAUAUGGAACCUUACUCAAGAGCAUCCCACUAGUGGAGUCAUGGGAUGUGACAUAUAGCCAUGAAGUUUACUUUGACAGAGAUUUGGUGCUACACAUCGAACAGAAGCCCAACAGGGUCUUCAGCUGCUAUGUUUACCAGAUGGUCUGUGACCCUGGAGAUGAAGAGGAAACUGUGAGCAGAAGUGGUUAAGACACUGAAAGCAUUGUAACUUGAGACACUGGUAAAGCCUCAGUCAGCCGUGUCUAGUCCUCAUUAUCUGCAUACAACGUUCAGCAGUAUUUUCCAGAGCAGGUCUUGUGCUAGCUUCAAAGGACUGGGUUGAACUCUUACCACACACAGUGGUAAGGACUCCAUCUUAAAUGAAUGCUCUGUAGGAUGCUGUCCCAAGAGACCCAGCAUUUGAAACUUUUUGAUUAGGUGCUAUGUGAAUAUAAAAUGCUAGGGAACAGAGGACAGUUAAAUUGAGGUGUCAAAGAGGCAUCAUUGGUGCAGGGAUAAUUAAAGUAAUCCUUAAAGACUACUAUAAAGUUUUAAUCAGUAAGGCUAAGAGAAAGAAACAAAAAUAAAAAUAAUAAAUGCAGAAGCCAGGUAUAGUGGCACACAUCUGUAAUCUCAGUGCAUGGCAGGCAGAGCAGAAAGAUGAGUUCAAAGCCAGGGCUAUGUAACCAGUUAGCUAUAUAGCAAAUUCAAAGCCAGCUUGGUCUCUAUGAGACCUGUUUAAAGAUGUCAACAAAAAAGAUAAAGAAAACCCAUAUACUCUGUACCAAACUUUGCUUAAGGAUUAGAAGAAGGAUUUGUAAUGUAAAAUCAUACUUUUGAGCCAAAAAUCACCACCGCUUCCUUGUAAACAAAAAACAACAACAACAAAAAAACCAACCCAGAAGAUAUUAAUUCUAGUUUUCAAAUCAUCAUUUCUCAUAUGGUUUUAUUCUCAUGCCUUGAUGUUCUCAUUGACUGUAGUCUGCGUGUGUAUAAGUACCAGUGCACUUGACUUUGUUUCUGAGGACACAUUUGCAUGUUUAUGUGUAUGCCGGUAUCUUUGCAGGUGUGCCUGCAUAUGUGCAUGUGCAUUUGGAGACCGGAAGUCAACCGGUGGUGUUCUCAAGAGCCAUCUAGUGUGUGUUCUCAGAGAGGGUCUCACUAGGGCCUGCGGCUUACUGUGUACUAGUCUGGUUGGCUGGUUAAGGGCGCUCCUGCCUCUUUCCCAGCACUGGGAUUAAAGGCACACCAUCAGGCCUGGGUGUGUGCGUGGGGGCGGGCAUCAGACUCAGAUUUCCAUGCUUAUGUAGCAGGUGCUUUACUAAUUGAGCUCUCUGCCCAGCAUGUGUGUUAUAAGGACCCCAGACACUUCUCAAAUGAAAGCUUUUCCUCAUUUGUACUUUGUUUAGCUUUUAAUACAGCUAAGGAUGUUUGUCUUAUUUUCUAGUCUAUUUACUGAGUGACUCUGUUUGUUUAGUGAUAUUUUCAUAUAUAUGCAAGAACAUAAGGGGGCCUCUGUUAGGCCCCUUCUGUGCAUUGCUGGCCCCUGGUGGCCUCUUCCUUGUAGCACAAUUGAAACCAAGAGGAGUUCUUUCCUGCCUGGGAGUCAUCUCAUUAGCCAGAGAUUGUUCAUAGAAGGGAUGUUUUUGUUCUGUGUUAGAACCGAUUUAAACAUGACACUUGAAUUCCAGUAAUCACUUUCAGAAUGUUAGAUAAAAACAACCUACAGAUCGGGGAAGCAGUGACUUCAGUCCCUGCCUGAGAAAUCCAGCUGCUCAGCUACACGGCCAUCGCAUUUUCCCAGCUCGUCCUGCAGAGAGUAAAAGAACAGUCAGAGCAGCUACGUCACACCUGUAAACCGAGCACUCAGGGAACUGCAACAGGAAGAUUGCUGCAAGUUUAAGGCCAACUUGUACUAUGUAGCAAAACCUUGUUUUAAACAAAACAAAACCCUUGAACCCAAAGGCCAAGGCAGGACAAUCAAGAAUUCUGUGUCAGCUUUACAUAUAAUGAGUUCAGAGCCAGCCUGGACUGCAUGAGACUCUGUCUUAAUAAAACAUAUAAGAAGAGCAACAAGCCAUAUUUGAUUCAAGUUUAAGGUUAAAAUAAGGAAUUUUAACUUGGAAGAUUUGUAUAAAAAUCUCUCCAUUUUUGUCCUGACCCCAUGUUAAGAAUGGGGUAAAUUCCAAGCCAAUAAGUGGUGGUGCACACCUUUAUCCCAGUGUUUGGUAGGCAAGGACAGGUGGAUCUCUGAGUUCAAAGCCAGCCUGGUCUUCAGAGAGUUACAGGACAGCCAGGGCUACAAGAGAAACUGUCCAGGGUCAGGUAGGCGUGGAGAAUGGUGUGAAUUCUCCAGUCAGCCCUUGAAAGCCAACAAGGGUGCUUCUUGGUGAUUAUGAUCAGCAGGACUAAGGAGAAAGGUGUUAAUAAUUAGUAACUACUCUGUCUAUUCAGUCAAGAAAUAAAGGAAACCUAAAAUCUUUUUGUGCAAAGAAAAAAAUUACAGGUUGAAUAUUCCUUAAGUAAGAUGCUUAGCACCAAAAGUAUUUGUACUUCGAGUUUUCCCUGACUUUAGGAUAUUUGUGGGUACAUUAUAAAAUCUUGAGGAUGGGUCCAAGGUCUAAGUGUGAAAUUUUGUUUUAUGUUUAAUUUGUGUCUUGUGUACAUAACCUGAAGGUGCUUCUUUUGGUAUUUUAAGUAUGCCUAUCCAUGUUUUAACUGUCCCAGCACAUUAGAUCAGGUGUGGAGUUUUGUACUCAUGACAUCAUGUUAGCACUAGUUUCAGUUUUUAGAACAUUUUCAAUUUCUGGAUUAUGGAUAUUAAUAUGCAUUGAUGUUUUAGAAUAAGGCAGAAUAUAUGUGAGCUAAAAAAUUCAUUCUGAAGCUGAUCCUAUUUAGAAUUGUCGCCUGGGAACAGAAAUAAUUACCUCGUAAGCAAGAUAAUAACAUGUUAAAGUCUAAUACUCAGAUCUAGAGACUGAGGAAUUCAGUCUUGUUUUAUGAUAUUUAACAUCUCUAUUUAGUGUCCGAGAGCAUUUUAGAGACAGCAUUGUAAUUACAGAGCAGUCAAUAGUCGCAUUGCCCAGCCCUAUGUGACAUUUACACCUUAGUGUUUUGGUUUUGCUUUGUUGUUUCGGUGGUUUUUGUUUGGUUAGUUUGUUUUCUGUGGUGUGUGUGUGUGUGUGUGUGUGUGUGUGUGUGUGUGUGUACUAUGUAGCCCUGACUACCUUGCUACACUGUGUAGACCAGGCUAGCCUCAAACUCACAGAACACUGCCUUCUUCCACCUUUCAUUGCUGGGAUGCACACUAUACCUGACCCAUUGAAAAACAGGCUUGCGCAACAUGAGUGGAAAACAAAUCCAAGAACACCAGCAGAGAGAAGGGUGAUGCUGUGGGAGGUUAGCUUGCAAGUCCAUUUGCUCUGAAUUUUGAGAGCAUUUAGAACAGGGUAUCUUUAGACUUCAGUCUUGGCAAAGAAUCUUUUUAAGGUAGUAAUUGAAUUUCUUCUCCUUUGUCAUUGCUAUGUAUGUAUAUAUGCAUGUGAUAAUAGAAACUCAUAUUCAGAAAGGCUGCUGAAACAUUUCUCAGAUAUAUGGUGAGAAAAAAGAAUGGGCUAUUUCUAGUCUAACUAUAAUGUGACCACUAAGAAAUUCCUGGUGUGGGCUAAGCCUGAUGGCUCAUAGCUGAAAUCCUAGCAACUUGGAGGCUGAAGCAGGAGAGUUGCCACAAGUUGGAGGCCAGCCUGGGCUGCAGGCUUGCAGGCUGUAUUGAGGUAUACAGCCUCUUGUAAACCAGCUCCAACAGCUCUGACACCCACUAAUGGCCUCCACAAACACCCAUGCAUACAUGUGUUCACACAUGCACACAAAUACAUACAAAUAUACACAGUACACACAGAGAGAGGAAGAGACAGAGCAAGAGAGCUGUGCCCAACUAACAGGAUGAGCUACAGCUGUUUGGUUUUGGCCAGUUGUGACGGUUUAUGGAAAUGUAGACCACAUGAUUGAUAAAAAAGAUGCUGGAAGAUGUUGAAGAUAGAAAAACGAUGGAGAAAAAUUAGCUUCUGCUCAUACCAAGAAGAUGAGCUGGGAAUGUAGCUUAGGUAGAGCACUUGGCUGUCGUGCAUGAGGCCCUGGGUUCAGUCCCCAGUGCUGGAAUGCUAGCCUCAGCAGCAGCAUGCCUCCCAGAGCUCUGGGCUGCCUAGUGUGCAGCCUCUCAGCUCACUCGGGAGGAGGGCUGCUUCUCUCAGCAGUGCAGAUGCAGUCUCAGAGUGACACAGCAGGCUUAUUGUUCUACAGUAUUUGUCACUACUUUGGGAGAAACAAAAAGCAAAUCCUGUCACUGCUGCUAUUGAACUCACAAGUGAGGAGAUGAUUUUAUUUUGUUUAAAUGAAGAUAUUCCAUGGUUUUCCACCAUUUGGGCAUUUUAUUAAACCUUCCUUACUUAAAAGGGGGGGGAUUGUGUUCUUUCUCCCUCCCUCUCUCUGCGCCCCUCUCCUCCUCCCCCUCCUCCUCCCCUUCUCCUCUUCCUCCUCUUCUUCCCCCUCUCUGCUCCCUCUCUUUCUCUCCCUCUCCCUCUUCCCCAACCCCUGAGAUUUUCUGUGUAGUACAGACUGUGAUGAGCCUCCAUGCCCAGCUGUGAUUCUGAGAGGUUUUUGUCUGCUACUGACCUUGACACAUGUAAGUACUCCUACUGAAAGUAACCGCGUCAGGUAUAGAUUGCCAUUGUCUCCGCUGUGCACCUGGGGAAGCGAGGCUCCUGUAACAGUGAGGACCGGGAGCUGCUGUGAGUGUGAGGCGGUCUUUGUUGGUUUUGUGUGCUCUGUCCUCCACCUGGUGCUGAGUACUGAUCAUGAGCCUCUGUGCACACUGGGCACGGCUCUUACUACAUCCCAGCACCUAGGGAGUUGCGUGUGUGUGUGUGUGUGUGUGUGUGUGUGUGUGUUAGUUGAAUUUCCAUUUUUUGGACUAAACUUGCAUAAGGCAGAGUUUAUACAUAAAUUGACAGAAAGAUGGCUCUUCAUUUAAUAAUUGAAUAUAGUUCAGAAAUGAUAAGUUUGUAAUGAAGUAAACAGUAUUAAUAACUACUCUUACUACAAUUUAACUUCUAUUAAAUAAUUUUUGAGUGUUGGCAGAUUUUUGUUACAAGUACAGCUUGGGCUACUUAGUGAAUAAGUGAGUAAGAGAAUAAGCUCUAGGCCAGCCUGGGCUAGAGCCUAUCAAAACAACAACAACAACAAAACCAAUGAUAAUGGUGAAGAUUUUUGCAGUUUCUUCUGUUCCUUACCAUGUUUGUUAACAUGAAACAUUUUCUGCUUCCCGUGGUUCUGUGGAUGGGAUCUCUGUUUCACGCAGAGAAUAAUAUAUUUCAAGCAAGGGCUGUAGUAGAUGAGACAGAACUUUCCCCAUUGUGUUGAGACGAUUUUAAACAUAGAGUAAACUUUAUAUAAUUGUACUGUGUGUAACUAAACACCACAUAGGUUUCAUUCUUUUAUUAACAAUUUUUAGUGCAUUUCAAAAUAAGUCACCCAAUACUUUAUUUAAAUUCUAAAAAUUUAUUUAAUAUUUACGUGUAAUGAAAUACACAGACAUUGCAUAAAUUUGCUGAGUUGUUAUGAUUGUAGAAUCCAAAUCUUUCUCAAAAUUGAAAGCAUCGGAGCCCUGCAUUCCUAGCCGUGCUGGCUUCACCCACACCCACUGUCAUUCCACCUCGUUCCAGGCCGGACUACUUAGCGCAUGACCGUGAAAGUCACCCGAGUUGGAACACCGCUUCUUCAUUACUUUUUAUUCCUGAAUCCUUUAUAUGAAUACACCAGUUUGUUUGUCUGUCUCCCUGUUGAUGGGCUGUUUCUGCUGUUUUUUUCUUACUGUUAUGAAUAAAGCUGUUGUGUUCUUA
Messenger RNA from Apodemus sylvaticus (European woodmouse), 7588 nucleotides. RefSeq names its product DDB1 and CUL4 associated factor 17 (gene Dcaf17). Bases 255 to 1901 code for a protein of 548 amino acids. NCBI's taxonomy places the organism in Eukaryota, Metazoa, Chordata, Mammalia, Rodentia, Muridae. Gene Ontology annotation, biological process: protein ubiquitination. The transcript has 15 exons. The record is from RefSeq and is a predicted model, not a curated record. Gene Ontology annotation, cellular component: Cul4-RING E3 ubiquitin ligase complex.